Prunus avium (sweet cherry) is the source of this 3327-nucleotide messenger RNA. NCBI's taxonomy places the organism in Eukaryota, Viridiplantae, Streptophyta, Magnoliopsida, Rosales, Rosaceae. The record is from RefSeq and is a predicted model, not a curated record.
AUGGAAUCGCGGUGGCCAAAGUUUAUUUCUGUACGCUCUCUUAUUUUGCUAUUACUCAUUGCUACUCACUAUUUCUCAUUUGUGAAGACAGUACAGGCAGUUGGCCGCGUUGAGGAGUGCUCUGCCUUGUGGCUGUUCAAGCGAAGCUUUUCGAUUGACGAGUCUGCUUCUGGGGAACCUUUGUCUUGUGCAAAGGUUGCAUCUUGGACUCAACAUGGUGGAGAAAGGAGUAACUGUUGUUCAUGGGACGGUGUCGAGUGCGAUGAGGACUCUGGCCAUGUUAUUGGUCUUGACCUCCGAAGCAGCUGUCUUUAUGGUUCCAUCAACUCCAACAGCACUCUCUUCCACCUUGUUCACUUGCAGAAGCUUGACCUUUCAGAUAAUUACUUCGAUUGGUCUGAAAUACCAUCAAGAUUGGGCCAUGAUCUGACGAGUUUAACAUAUCUCAACCUUUCAUAUUCAGCCUUUUUCGGCCAAAUUCCGUCAGAAAUUUCGAAGCUAUCCAAGUUGUCUACUCUUGAUCUCUCUUCUUAUAGUAGCCAUUUAAAAUGGACAAAGAGAAACCUGAGAAGCCUCGUUCAAAACUUGACCAACAUAAAAAAGCUUCAUCUUAGAGAGGUAGACAUAUACUCCACUGUGCCUGAUAUCUUGGUAAAUGCAUCUUCUCUUACAUCUCUUCAACUUGACAAUUGUGGGUUGUAUGGGGAAUUCCCAGUUGGCAUUUUCCAUCUACCAAACUUAGAGGUUCUUUAUGUGAGAUCUAACUCAGACCUAACAGGCUAUUUUCCCACCUUUAACAAGAGCAAUGUUUUCAAGAAAUUGGAUGUUACCGGCACGAAUUUCUCUGGCCAACUGCCUACCUCCCUCGGAAACCUUCAUUCCUUGAUUGUGUUUGCCAUCUCAUCGUGCAAUUUUCAUCCCAAUGUUCCAUCUUCAAUCGGAAACCUUACCCAACUCAGUUACCUUUCCAUGUAUUCAUUUAAUGACGUUUCCAAAGGCAAGCUAUCUGUUUCUUUUUCUUGGGUUGGAAAACUAACCAAACUCUACCACUUGUCUUCUCUUACAUCUCUCCAACUUGACAAUUGUGGGUUGUAUGGGGAAUUCCCAGUUGGCAUUUUCCAUCUACCAAACUUAGAGGUUCUUUAUGUGAGAUCUAACUCAGACCUAACAGGCUAUUUUCCCACCUUUAACAAGAGCAAUGUUUUCAAGAAAUUGGAUGUUACCGGCACGAAUUUCUCUGGCCAACUGCCUACCUCCCUCGGAAACCUUCAUUCCUUGAUUUUGUUUGCCAUCUCAUGGUGUAAUUUUCAUCCCAAUGUUCCAUCUUCAAUCGGAGACCUUACCCAACUUAGUUACCUUGACAUGUCUUCAUUUAAUGACGUUUCCAAAGGCGAGCUAUCUGUUUCUUUUUCUUGGGUUGGAAAACUAACCAAACUCUACCACUUGGACCUUGGAGAUACCAACAUAGAGGGAGAAUUCCCAUCUUUUGUGUCUAACCUGACACAACUUGAAUUUCUAAACUUGGCCGCUAAUGCAAUAUCAGGUCAAAUCCCAUCUUGGCUUAUGAAGUUCACCCAGUUAACCUCUCUAAGCCUUGGUGAUAACAAUUUGCAAGGACCAAUUCCUAGGUCGCUCUUCCAACUCAAAAAUCUUGAAUAUCUUCUUCUUUCCGGUAAUAACUUGAGUGGGUUGGUUGAGUUUGAUCAGUUUUCCAAGCUCAAAAAGUUGAAGGGCCUUGAAUUAUCGAACAACAUGUUAUCUGUGGAGAUCAGAAAUGAUUUGAGUGCUACUCUUCCAAAGCUUCAAACUCUAGCACUGGGCUUCUGCAACUUAACAGAGUUUCCAAAAUUUUUGAAGAAUCAAUCCGAAUUGACUGAGUUAGACCUUUCUGGCAACUAUAUUCACGGCCCAAUACCGAAAUGGGUCUGGAAUGCAACUAUUGAAACUUUGUUGGACCUCCGUCUCUAUGACAACUCUUUGACAGGAUUUGACCAAUAUCCAGGCAUUCUCCCAUGGACAAAUCUGAUCUUUCUGACUCUUGGGUUUAACAAGUUACAAGGUCCUCUGCCAAUUCCACCGCAAUCAAUCAGAUUUUAUGCUGUAGAAAACAACGAAUAUACUGGAGAAAUUUCACCUCUGUUCUGCAACUUCAAUAAUCUCCAAGUUCUCAAGUUGUCCAACAACAACCUCAGUGGCAUGCUUCCACAAUGUUUGGGUAACUCUAGUGUUUUGGAAAUAUUGGCCCUGCAUAACAAUUUUUUAAAGGGAUAUAUUCCUCCAAUAUGUCCAAGCAAAACUAGUCUGAGAAUUGUUGAUUUUAGUUAUAAUCAGUUGCAGGGGAAGCUACCAAGAGGGGUGAUGAAUUGUACUCAGUUAAAGGUUCUUAAUUUUGCAAACAAUCAGAUGAGUGACAUCUUCCCAUCUUGGUUAGGGGCACUUCCAGAAUUAAGGAUUCUCAUUUUGCGGUCUAAUGGAUUUCAUGGCGUAAUUGGGAAGCCUGCAACUAAACAUGAGUUCCCAAAGUUGCGCAUCAUUGACUUAUCUAACAAUGGUUUCUCAGGUAUGUUGCCCUCUAAUUACUUAGAGAACUGGAAUUCCAUGAAAUAUGUUGACGAAAACCAGCGAACUUAUUUUUACGUAUAUACGGAUGUCGUCGAUGGACAUUACUUUUAUUAUCAUUACGCAAUGACAAUACGUGGCAAAGGUGUUGAGUUGAAAUAUGAAAAGACCCCUUAUCUUCUCACACUCAUAGAUCUGUCAAGUAAUAGAUUUGAAGGAGAGAUUCCAGAAGGUCCCGUUGGGAACCUAAGAGGCCUUGUUUUGCUGAACCUUUCCAACAACUCUCUCACUGGUCACAUCCCCUCAUCUUUAGGGGACUUGGCUGCUCUCGAAUCGUUAGAUCUCUCCCAGAACCAGCUCUCAGGAAGGAUCCCGAGUAAUUUAGCACAACUCACUUUCCUUGCAUAUUUUAAUGUAUCCCAUAACCAUCUCUCCGGGCCUAUACCACUUGGCGAACAAUUCGAUACAUUCCAGGAGGACUCGUACGAAGGAAACUCAGGUCUGUGUGGAAAGUCUCUGCCAAAGAAAUGUGAAGAUUCUGAGAGCUCAAAGCUGCCACCACCAUCAAUCGUGGGAGAAGAAGAAGACUCUGUAUUUCAAAUUGCACUAGAUUGGUACGUGGUUUUGCCAGGAGUUGUUAGUGGUCUGAUUGUUGGAGUGGUUGUUGGGAACAUAUGGACAACAAAGAAGCAUGAAUGGUUUGUGGAGACGUUUAGCAGGAGGAGGAAGCCAAGAGGCACAAGGGCUAGGAGGGGACGCAGAACUUAG